CGCGCUUUUGUUGCGAGAACGAGGGGGCGAGGUCUUGAGGAGCCGGCGGCUGUGGCGCGGCGGGCGGGGCGGAGGAUGGAGAUGAUGACUGCGUUCUCGGCGACGGUUGGGGCCGUGCGCGAGGCGGCUGCCGAGUAGGCGGUGGGGCGUCAGGCAUGGCGGGGCGGCCCCUUGGCGCUCCCUAGGCGUCGGAGCCAUGGGCGCGCUGAGCAGCCGGGUGCUGCGGCCCGCGGGGCGCGCUGAGCAGCCCGAACCCGCGUCCGGUUCUGGGGGCGCGUCCCGCUGGUCAGACGCGGGCGAGGAUGCGGCCCAGGGCUUCUGUUACUGUCCGGGCGGCCGCAAGCGCAAGCGCAGCAGCGGCACAUUCUGCUACUGCCACCCCGACUCCGAGACAGACGAGGACGAGGACGAGGGCGACGAGCAGCAGCGGCUGCUAAACACCCCGCGCAGGAAAAAGCUAAAGAGCACAUCUAAGUACAUCUAUCAAACAUUGUUUUUGAAUGGUGAGAACAGUGACAUUAAGAUCUGUGCUCUAGGUGAAGAGUGGAGCUUACACAAAAUCUAUUUAUGUCAAUCUGGCUACUUUUCUAGUAUGUUCAGUGGUUCUUGGAAAGAAUCCAGCAUGAAUAUUAUUGAACUGGAGAUUCCUGACCAGAACAUUGAUAUAGAAGCACUGCAGGUUGCAUUUGGCUCACUGUAUCGAGAUGACGUCUUAAUAAAACCCAGCCGUGUUGUCGCCAUCUUGGCUGCAGCUUGCAUGCUGCAGUUGGAUGGUCUAAUCCAGCAGUGUGGUGAGACAAUGAAGGAGACAAUUAAUGUGAAAACUGUGUGUGGCUAUUACACCUCAGCAGGGACCUAUGGAUUAGACUCUGUAAAGAAAAAGUGCCUUGAGUGGCUGCUGAACAACCUGAUGACUCACCAGAGUGUGGAGCUUUUCAGAGAACUCAGUAUAAACGUCAUGAAACAGCUCAUUGGUUCAUCUAACUUAUUUGUGAUGCAAGUGGAGAUGGAUGUAUACACAGCUCUUAAAAAGUGGAUGUUCCUUCAGCUGGUGCCUUCCUGGAAUGGGUCUUUAAAGCAGCUUUUGACAGAAACCGAUGUCUGGUUUUCAAAGUGGAAAAAAGACUUUGAAGGGACGACUUUCCUUGAAACUGAGCAGGGAAAACCAUUUGCGUCCGUGUUCAGACAUUUAAGGCUACAGUACAUUAUCAGUGAUCUGGCUUCUGCAAGGAUCAUUGAGCAGGAUUCUCUGGUACCUUCAGAAUGGCUGUCCUCAGUGUACAAACAGCAGUGGCUGGCUAUGCUCCGGGCUGAACAAGACAGUGAAGUGGGACCUCAGGAAAUCAAUAAAGAAGAGCUUGAGGGGAAUAGCAUGAGGUGUGGCAGGAAGCUUGCCAAAGAUGGUGAAUACUGCUGGCGGUGGACAGGUUUUAAUUUCGGCUUUGACCUCCUUGUGACUUACACCAAUCGGUACAUCAUUUUCAAACGGAAUACACUGAAUCAGCCAUGCAGUGGAUCUGUCAGCUUACAGCCUCGAAGGAGCAUAGCAUUUAGAUUGCGAUUGGCUUCUUUUGACAGUAGUGGAAAACUCAUAUGCAGUCGAGCAACUGGCUACCAAAUACUGACACUUGAAAAAGACCAGGAGCAAGUGGUGAUGAACUUGGACAGCAGGCUUCUCGUCUUCCCUUUGUAUAUCUGCUGUAACUUCCUGUACAUAUCACCAGAAAAAAGAACUGAAAGUCACCGUCACCCAGAAAACCCAGGAAACUGAAGGAAGCACUCCGUGGGAAGAGGAGCACUCUGAAAACUGUCGAGGGCAGCUUUAACGUCACAGCCUCCUGCGUUCAUGUCCAAGGUGGCUAACAGUGCUGGGCCCUUAUGGACUUCAUGGACGCUGCAGGGGAUGUCCUCACCCGCACACAUCUCUAUGCACAUGUGCAAACGUAUUGUAAACUAAGGCAGUACCUGUCAAACCAUGUGUGUUAAAAGGACAUCAACUCUCGCUUUAAUUUAGUAGCAGUAGAAAAUUGCUUUAGGUAAAUUUCUCAUUUCUUUGCAACAAAAUAUAGAUUGAAUUUUGAGCUUGAAUUACCUGCCCGAUGUAAGUGAGCUUCGCCUUUUCAUCUGUAAAUCUGUUCUGUUUUGUUAAAGAGACUGCUAGGGGCAUAGCUUGAAUGGCCAGGUAUAAAUGCUCUUUCAGCUGGUGCCCUUAACGCCAUCUUUUAGGUUUUCAGUAGCUUGUUGAGACUUCUGCUGAGUCUGAGACCUUCCAGUCUCGCCGCUUUCCCAUCAGAUUCUUCUCGUGGUUUGGGAGACUAGGCUUAGGAACUGUUUCUAUUUCAUUUUGGUUU
Molecule: messenger RNA, 2351 nt
Organism: Alexandromys fortis (reed vole)
Lineage: Eukaryota; Metazoa; Chordata; Mammalia; Rodentia; Cricetidae
Gene: Gmcl1
Product: germ cell-less 1, spermatogenesis associated
Exons: 14
Coding region: 197-1771 (524 amino acids)
Biological process (GO): germ cell development
Cellular component (GO): nucleus
Molecular function (GO): protein binding
Source: RefSeq, a predicted model, not a curated record